AUGUCGCCGCUGAGGGUGCUCGAGGCCGCCGCCGGCCGGGACGGCCAGGCCGAGGCCCACGCCAUGUUUCUGGUGGCGCACACGUCCGAGGCCAUAUCGCCUCUGCCGCCGUCGCUGGAGCGGGGUCUCGUCGCCAUCGCCAUCCACACAUAUCUGGCCAUCAUCCGCGAUUACCGGCUCCCGUCGUGGGCCUUUUACCUCGCCAUCGGUCUGCUGUGGGGGCUCAACUACCUAGCGGCGAUCCUAGGCAUCGUGAUACAUCGCUGCAGGGCUGCCCCGGGCGGCCUAUACGUCCGCGUGAUGGCUUGGACAUCCAGCUUCCGCCGCGUGCCACGGACGACCGAAGGCCAUCAUAACCCGGGCAGGCGGCCCAGCGCACAGCCCCUCCGACAGCCCACGGCCCUCACGUCCGCGACCGACAGCGACGGCGGCACCACAGCCACGAAGCCCAGCGCCCCGCCGCCGCCCGCCCCGGAAGCCGAGCAGCAGCAGCAACAGCAGCACAUCGGCAAGACGGGCGUGCCGCUCGCCUACUUCACCUUUGCGGGCGCCGUCAUCACCCUGGGCGGCUUCCUGGACGUGCUGCUGUACUCGUGGACCCGCCGCGCCAUCGUCUUCUCGCCGGGCGCCCGCCCGCCCAGCCAGGACCUGGGCCUCUUCACCUUCAACUUCAUGCGCACGCCGCCCGGUCGCAAGCUCGGCAACGUCGUCUACGUGAGGGGCGGGGCGGGCGCGGGCGCGGGCGUGGGCGUGGGCGUGGGCGUGGGCGCGACGGCGCCGGACGCUGCUGCCGCUGCGGCCCCUGCGGUGGCCAUCUUCGCCACGCCUGUAUACGACAGCGGUGAUGGUGGUGGUGGUGGUGGUGGUGGGGUAGCAGCGGCAGCAGCAGGGACCCUCAUACCGGCGGGCCGUCGGAACCUAAAAGGAGCCACAGGCAGCAGAACAGGCGGCAUGACGCACCUGGCGGCGACAGGGAAGCGCCCCCGCCAUGACGAUCCAGUGCGAGACCGUCACUUCGGUCUCUGUUGAAGU
This is a messenger RNA of Gaeumannomyces tritici R3-111a-1, 1032 nucleotides long. RefSeq lists its product as hypothetical. The coding region runs from base 1 to 1029 and encodes 342 amino acids. The transcript has 3 exons. The record is from RefSeq and is a predicted model, not a curated record. NCBI's taxonomy places the organism in Eukaryota, Fungi, Ascomycota, Sordariomycetes, Magnaporthales, Magnaporthaceae.